Molecule: messenger RNA, 1761 nt
Organism: Physcomitrium patens
Lineage: Eukaryota; Viridiplantae; Streptophyta; Bryopsida; Funariales; Funariaceae
Product: putative plastid-lipid-associated protein 13, chloroplastic
Source: RefSeq, a predicted model, not a curated record
UUGCAGAUCUUGGUCGAAAUUGGUUGGCGUGGCCACGGCGUUUGCUGUCCAAGCGAAUUCCACAGCUAUUGGAUAUCAACCAGAGUUGAGAGGGAAGACGAAAAAUAGGUUUAUGAGGGUCGCCUUGAUACCAAAGGUGACAAGCAUUUGAGAAAUUUGAAUCACAGAGGAACUGGAGGCCGAGAUUCUCCCAAGUCACGCCGUUGCAAGCAAGCCUUCAGUUGGUUCUACUGCCUAACUGCACCAGAUUGUGUAAUUCUAAAGCGGCUGCGUGGUUAUCUGUUGGGCUUCUUACCUCCUCAUCCUUUGAUCAUCACUCAACAGAUAUUUACCCAAUAUUGUAGCCUCCAAUCCUCGCUGGGUUACUUGACGUAGUCGAGUGGAGCUGACCAUCGGAUUCAUUUGGGCUUCUGCAACAGGAUGGCGCUAGCAACGCAGGCACUUUCAUGCCCACAACAAUAUGCGGCAGCUGUUUCGACAUGCUCCACCUCUACCCCAUCUUCUCAUGACCGAGUUUCUUCAGCUUCUGGGCUGCGCUCGAAUGGAUGGAGAAGACAUGAUUUCACUUCGAAUGGAGUUAGUGUAACUGUGCCGGGGCGGUGUGAAAGAUCACGAAGGGGGGCGAACAACGGUAAAUGGAGGGCAGCCGCGUCUUCCGAGUUCCAGAGCACUUUCACUGCUAAGGAGCUGGAACGGGAUGCUGCAAAAGAGGCGCUUCUGCUUGCGAUUGCGGACGCGGGUGGUGUGGAGGCUCUGGCAUCGGAGAGAGAGGAUGCCACUGCGCGCAUUACGGUGAAUGAGAAACUCUUGGCGUUAGAGCGUUUGAAUCCCACACCGCGGCCAACGACGUCGCCCUUGUUAGAGGGAUCGUGGGAGUUCAAGUGGGCAGCAGCCCGCAGCCCGGCUUUGGUUGCAGCUCGAACUCUGAUCAAGCGAUUCCCAGCUACGCUAGCAUCUCUUGGCUCCCUGAACAUUAUCAUCCUUGAUGGGACAACAAAGGCCACAGCUACUCUGAAGCUACUUGGCAGCGUCGAGAGCGUAUUCACGCUGUCAACUAAGAUCACAGCGGAAGGGCCAACACGCCUGAAAGAGGAGUAUGUAGAGGGCAUACUGUCAUCUCCGAAUGUGUCUGAGGUACCAUCGCAGUUGAAGGGAUUCUAUGACCAACUUGUAGCCACUGUGGAUCGCCUUCCCGCUGCUGUCAAGGAUGUUGUCAACAAUGGCAUCAAAGUGCCGCUGACUGGUCGAUAUGAAAGGCAGAUUCUCAUCUCUUACUUGGACGAAGAAAUAUUGGUUGCACGCGAUGAGUCAGGCGUUCCCGACGUUCUAUACAAAAUUCAACCAGCCGUUACUGUCGUGGAACCCGUGACGGUGGUACCAGAGUAUCUCAGCUAGGCUUCCCUAGCAUUGGUGUUUCUUCAAAUGAUUUUACCUCUUACAGACUGUCUCUUGAAGAACUAGAAGCUAUUCUCUUUGUGGUUUUUCCUAAAUAGAAAUAGCAGGCUUUCGAACCAUUCGAGUGAAUCUGCUCCAGGAGCAUGUGGUGGAUAUGUGUCUCUUCUCUCCUUGUCUUAGGAGUGUUCUGGCUUAACGCACAGCUGCAAGUGACACUAUCUCCCUCUGAUAUCUACAGUAGAAUGAGUGGGCUUUAGAUUGAAAACACCUAUCAGUAUGGAGAUUGACAAUGUAACAUGGAAUUUCUUUCGGACAAUAUCAUACAUCAGAAAAAGAAGGUUGUAUAAGACUUCUUUAUUUACUUAA